CGAGUUGACUGACUUUUGUGUUUUCCCGAGCCGUUGUAUUCAAAUCGUUUCGCACAAUUAUAUUUUCAUUCCUUAAUAAAGUAUAUUUUAUUCUGCUUAUUAAUUGAAGACACGAGAAGAUUAUUUUACCUUUUAAAUAAAUAAUUCCUACAAUAAUUUGUUAAAAUUGUCUAGCACACUUUGUGUUUUUCUUUCUCCAAUCGUCCUUCUAUAUAUCAAAUUAACGCAAUCAUGACAACUAUUAUGCGAGUGUAUCUAUAUGCGUACGUGAUAAACAUAAAGACAUCGAAACAAAGUGAUAAACAUAUUCUAGAUGGGUCAUACACAUCUGUUUUUGACAAUUAUAUCGGAUAAAAAAUGAACAAUUGAUGUGUACAUUUAUAAUUUGUCAAUUGCGUCUUUAAUGGCAUAUGCAUUUCUUGUUUAACAAACAAAAUAAUUUUCUAGAUGCACAGUAUGCAGAUGCUUACAUUCUUUGGAACUUUCUGCUUAAUAUUUCUACCUAUAUUUGCUUUUUCAUCUGAUGAAAAGUUAUCUCAAGACCAACAAUGUAUACAACCGAUUGAAUAUAUUAUGAAUAUUUCAGCGGAAGUACAUAAUAAUUCACUCAACGUCAAUUCUCGUGUCAAACUCAACAUUUCAUGUACAGACCAGAAAAUACGACUGUAUGUCAAACACUAUUGUAAUGUUAUAUACGAUUUUAACAUCAUUACUAACAUUCCUCGGUAUAAUUAUUCGCAUUGGUUAUACGAGCCAUUUUCUACAAAAGAAGGAUUCAUUGACAUCGUUCUCAAGGACCAAUAUAUAGAAGAUUUUAAAAUAAAACAACGAAAAAGAGAUAUACAACCUGGAAUAUAUUGGAUAACUUCGAAAUAUAAUUGCAUUUUAGAGAAAGUUGCAACACUUAUCCCAUAUGUACCUGAAACUAAAAAAGAAAAAUAUUUGAUUUUACCGCGUAUUCCCGCUGAAUGGAUAUUUCCUCAUUGGAAAAAUCCUGCAAUCAAGGCUGCAUUUACUAUUCAAUUUAACCAUACNUACAAUGAAAUAAUUUUAUCACAUAUGGUUGGUGAUAAAGAAAUUGAAGAAGAUCACCUCUAUACAGUAUUUCGUACUACACCUAUAAUAUCUACUCAUUUGGUAGCAACAGCAGUAUUACAAGAGUAUACUGAUUAUUAUAACUAUACUUUCUUGUUGUAUCAUACACGUCUUGCUAUUCAAAUUAGAUUUCAAGUGAAAACCGACAUUUCAUACGCAGUAUUACUUAUACAAAAGUUUGUGACAUUUAUCGACGACAAGAAAAAGAAUACCACAUCAGUCUCAUACGUUCACUGUGUAGCACUUCCAAUAAACUCCACCAAUUACAAAACCAUAGUAACUACUGGACUUGUACUCUUCAGAGACGCUAAUAUUGCAUACAAUAGAGAAGUAGAUUCAAUUAUAAAACAAGCAACAGUUACAUGCUUGAUUGUACGCGGUGUGCUACAAGAAAUGUUCAGCGAAUGGUUAGUUACAUUGAAACAAUCUGAUUCUUGGUUCCUUGAAGAGUUUUUGACAUUUUACGGAGUUUAUUUAGUCGAUCAACUUUACAAUGAAACUUUACUGAAAUCGAUUGCGAUCCAGACACGACGAGUAGGUUUUGAAUAUACACAAGCAUAUAUUGAAUCUGAUGUAUUUAUACAAGAAAAUCUAUUUGUUCAAAACGUAACUUAUAGUACCAUGUGGAAAGAAAAAUCAUUUAAUAUAUUCUCUAUGAUCAAUAAUUUCUUUUAUAACAAAACUGUUUUAUACAACUCUAUUUUUGAGGAAGCGAUAAAAUUGUAUUCUAUCACUAAGAAUACAUCAAGUGAUACAUUUAAUGAACAGUCCAUUCUUAAUAUUUUAUGGGAAAAUGUACGUGUUGUGCCGGCCGUACAUAAAAAUAAUCGUUUAAAGACUAUAAAUAUAAAAAAUGUGAUAACGUCCUGGAUAACACAACAUGGUUAUCCUGUAGUACAAGUAACACGAAACAAUGACGCACAGUCUCUCACAAUAAAAGUUAUAGACUGUAUUGCAGUGAUUCAAAAAGAAUUGUGUGACCACAAGUGGUGGAUACCUGUAAUCUAUGUAACAAUAUCAAAAAAUAAGUCUAUUACACACCAUUACUCGUACCUAGACCAAGAAAGAAAAGAUAUCGUUGUUUCGAAUAUUGAGGAAGAUGAUUUUAUCGUGAUCACAGAGCAAAAUGGAUAUCGCGUUAACUAUGAUUAUAAAUUUUGGGAAAAGCUUGGUUGUUUUCUGAAAAAUGGAGAGCCACAAAAUUGGGAUAUGUAUGAAGUAUCUGACGUCACUUUAGCCCAAAUUCUCGACGAUGCUUUUUAUUUUUUAAUACAAAACACAAAGUACAACAAACAUCCUGUUGCAAGAAUGAGUAAUAUAGACACAUUUUUCAAUCUUGCAGGCAAUGUACUUUACGUGGAAAUUGGGUACAUAACAUGGUAUCCAAUAUUUAAUGCUCUUCAAUAUGUAUCACACCUUUUUCCGUUUCCAGAAAGCGCAAAAAUCAAGGAUAAAGCAAUAGAAAUAUUGAAUAAAUUUCUUGAAGAUACAUCACAUAUAAAUGUUUCCGAGAAUAGCAUUGAUACUCAAUUAUAUCACGAAGCGUUAAAAUGGACAUGUAUUCUUGGUAGUUCAAAGUGCAAAAAACACCUUAUUGAUAUAUUAAAGUGGCAUUUACAAAAUCCUGCACAAAACAAACUGUUGUUAAGUUGGCAGAAAUGGAUAUAUUGCCAAGGUGUGACAUUAGGACUUAUAAAUGAUUACAUGUUGUUCUUUAAAAUACAAGACAUUUACUUGUUACAAGAAAAGCCAAAUCACUUUUUUCACCUUUUAUCUUGUCGUGGACACAAUUACAAAUUAGAAGUGCGUUAUGCACAAGAACAUACUUUAGGAAAAGACAAUGAUUUUGUUAGCAUUUUUUUCCAUAUUGUUGCAAAGCACGUAAAAAGAUUUUCUUCACUGGAUACUAUACUAAGCCAAAUACAAAAUAAAUUUCCAAGACCGGUUGGCCUACUUGCAGUUGUGAAUUUUAGUAUUAACCACAUAUAUUUAGAUGAAGAUCUCGAAACGAUUACGAAGACUGUACUAGUGAUGGUUACAAAUUUUAUCAACAGAUAUAAUCUAGAAACGCCAUUAUUUAUACACGACGUCAUUAUGAAGAAAAUGGUGAAGCGUCGAAGGAUUAUACGAAGCAAGAAACUACUUAUUCGGGUUGUACAUGAAUAUGUACUACACUAUUAAUCACAUGAUGAUUUUAGCCAUUUUUUUUAUAGACAUAUGCGUUUCAAUUUAAAUAGAAAAUGGUAUCUAUGUAUUGCUGUUAAUAUCAACGUUAUUCUUGUAUAACAAGAUUUAAUUUAUUUUAUGACACAAAAAAGUAUGUAUUAAUUAUGUUUAAAAUGUAGAAUUUACAGACUUUAAUACAUUUAAUAAUUCGCAAAGUGAUCAUAAAAUGAAAUCAAAUGUGUGAUACACGUAUUGCUACUUUUACACUGUAUUUCAUUUUACACAACUGCGCGACUAAGUAUACAUUUAAGGUUAAUUGCUCACAGCUGAAUAUAUAAAACACACGUUAUACAAAAAAACACAUUCUGUGGGUAUUCAAAUAACAUUUUGCGAGUGCCAUCGUAUUCCAGUGCAUCGUUAUAUGAACAGCAUAUAACCAGUAAAUCUAGACAGAACUUUGUACGUGAAUAUAUUGUCAUCACACAUAAGAACGACUUAUUCAUCCUAAGUAUGUAAUACACUUUCAAAUUAAGAGUAAAUAACUUACAAUAUGAUAGCAAAUUGCUCGUUAUUUGUUGGUAUAUUGGAUGGGUAUUCGAUAGAUUCUUGUGCGCAAUAAGCACUUGUGUGCGCGAUGAAAUAUGUUCACAAACAAAAUUUAGACAAAUCAUAUAUAAGAUUUACAUAUUUAACGCGCGCAAACCGUGCAGGCAAAAAUUAUUAUCUGAAUAUAUAAAACUAUGAAAUGUAUAAAACAGAAGCAAUUUAUAUAAAACAGUAUUAUGUAUGAUAAAAUGAUAUAUGAUACUCGUAAUAAUAUUUUUAUGCAUUUAAA
Pseudomyrmex gracilis is the source of this 4096-nucleotide messenger RNA. Its product is annotated as aminopeptidase N-like. Gene Ontology annotation, biological process: proteolysis; peptide catabolic process. The transcript has 12 exons. Gene Ontology annotation, cellular component: cytoplasm. Lineage: Eukaryota; Metazoa; Arthropoda; Insecta; Hymenoptera; Formicidae. The record is from RefSeq and is a predicted model, not a curated record. The coding region runs from base 448 to 3276 and encodes 942 amino acids. Gene Ontology annotation, molecular function: peptide binding; metalloaminopeptidase activity; zinc ion binding.